AUGUUUGCUAAUCACCCGCGCGGCACCACUGUGCAUGUUCCACUCGAUACCCGUGACAUUGCGCAUACUGCAUCACUUUUAGGCGAGGGGCUGACAGACAUUGAGCGCAAGGAGCUUUUGACGCAGAAAUUCAUCCAGUGUACAAUGAUAUUCGACUUCCAGAACCCCAGCGAGAACACUGAGGGCAAGAAUGCCAAGAAGGACACGCUAGCAGAGAUACUGGAUUACAUGUCCGAGCGCACAGGCGUCAUUACGCCCGACAUGUACAAGCCCCUGUUUGCGAUGGUGUCAGCGAACCUGUUUCGGACCAUACCUCCCCAGAUCAACGCGUUCGGCGAUCCGUUCGACCCCGAGGAGGACGAGCCAAGGGAGGAGCCCGCCUGGCUGCACCUCUGCCUGGUAUAUCACAUUUUCCUGCGCUUCCUGGAGUCCAGCGACUUUAACAACAACGCAGCUCGGCCGCACAUCGACCAGGCGUUCACAAUGCAGCUCUUGGAGCUCUUCGACUGCGAGGAUGUGCGCGAGCGCGAGAGCCUGAAGACCGUGCUGCACCGUAUUUACGGCAAGAUGCUUGGCAUGCGGUCGUUCAUCCGGCGGUCGAUAAACAACAUCUUUUUGCAGUUCAUCUACGAGACUCAGCGGCACAACGGUAUUGCGGAGCUGCUGGAGAUUCUUGGCAGCAUCAUCAAUGGGUUCACUGUGCCUCUCAAGGAUGAGCACGUGAGCUUUUUACACCGAGUGCUGCUCCCGCUGCACAAGGCGCGGCCGAUGACCUUGUACUACGCGCAGCUGGCGUACUGUACAGUGCAGUUCUUGGAAAAGGACCCGACGCUUGCCGAGACGAUAAUCAAGUCGCUGCUGCGGUACUGGCCCAAGGUCAACAGCCCCAAGGAGGUCAUGUUUGUCAACGAGCUCGAGGGAAUCAUGGAUGUCAUUGAGCCAGCGCAGUUCACAAGCAUCUGCCAGCCAUUGUUUCAGCAGCUGGUCAAGUGCAUUGUCAGCCCGCACUUCCAAAUCGCCGAGCGCACGCUGGGCAUGUGGCGCAACAACUACUUUGUUAACCUGAUCACCGACAACAUCCACCUGAUCCUGCCAAUCGCCCUGUCGGGCAUCUACCGCCACUCACGCUCCCAUUGGAACCGCAACAUCCACAACCAGGUGUACCAGAUUCUGCGUUUCUUUGUCAAUGUUAACGAGGAUCUAUUCGAGCAGUGCUUGUCUGAUUUCCGCCACCAGCGUGACCAAGAGCGGAAGCGGGCGAUAAAGAAUGUCAACUGGUGGACGGCCGUCGAGAAGAUCGCCAUGGAGAAGGCCGCAUCGAACCCGACAUCGCCAAUC
Kickxella alabastrina is the source of this 1338-nucleotide messenger RNA. RefSeq lists its product as uncharacterized. Gene Ontology annotation, cellular component: protein phosphatase type 2A complex. The record is from RefSeq and is a predicted model, not a curated record. The annotation marks the transcript as partial. The transcript has a single exon. Gene Ontology annotation, molecular function: protein phosphatase regulator activity. NCBI's taxonomy places the organism in Eukaryota, Fungi, Kickxellomycota, Kickxellomycetes, Kickxellales, Kickxellaceae. Gene Ontology annotation, biological process: signal transduction.